AUGCAGAAAGCAGUGCCAACGACAGAGUAUGCGAAUGAGAUACGUAACGAGCCAAUUGAACACCGAUUCAAUCCUUAUUCCGAUAAUGGUGGUACAAUUCUAGGUAUUGCUGGGGAAGACUUUGCGGUUUUGGCAGGUGAUACAAGACAGACCACCGGGUACAGCAUCAAUUCGCGUUAUGAGCCUAAGGUGUUCAGUGUUGGAGACAACUUGCUUCUCUCGGCGAACGGCUUUGCCGGUGAUGCGACACAGUUGGUGAAGGUUUUCGAGAACAGGCUGAAGUGGUACCAUUUCAAUCACAACAAGAAGCUUGAAACCGCAAGUGCCGCCAGAUUAAUACAGCAUAUGCUCUACGGCAAGAGAUUUUUCCCGUACUACGUGCACACAAUCAUUGCAGGCCUCGACAAGGACGGGAAGGGCGAGAUCUACUCGUUUGAUCCCGUUGGAUCGUACGAGCGUGAGCAGUGUCGGGCGGGGGGUGCCGCUGCGUCGUUGAUCAUGCCGUUCUUAGACAACCAGGUGAACUUCAAAAACCAGAUGGACCCUGCGAGCCACGGCACGAAAAAGAGAGAGGUGAGAUACUUGAAGCUCGAGGAGGUCAUCCAGCUGGUCAGAGACGCCUUCACGGCUGCCACCGAGAGACACAUUGAGGUGGGUGACGGGCUCGAGAUCUUGAUUGUGACGAAGGAGGGUGUGCGUACCGAGUACUUCCCGCUCAAGAAGGACUGA
Molecule: messenger RNA, 729 nt
Organism: Pichia membranifaciens NRRL Y-2026
Lineage: Eukaryota; Fungi; Ascomycota; Pichiomycetes; Pichiales; Pichiaceae
Exons: 1
Coding region: 1-729 (242 amino acids)
Cellular component (GO): proteasome core complex
Source: RefSeq, a predicted model, not a curated record